Messenger RNA from Brassica napus (rape), 987 nucleotides. RefSeq lists its product as uncharacterized. The coding region runs from base 1 to 987 and encodes 328 amino acids. The record is from RefSeq and is a predicted model, not a curated record. Lineage: Eukaryota; Viridiplantae; Streptophyta; Magnoliopsida; Brassicales; Brassicaceae. The transcript has a single exon.
AUGCUUCUUGAGCGUUGGACUGCCUCUCCUCCCCCAGACUUCCUUACCAAGUUUGAGGUCUGGAUCCGCAUCAGAAACAUCCCACACAACUACUACACGAUAGAGACUAUGGAGGAGCUCGCAAAGGACAUUGGAAAAGUUAGAGAGAUAGCUUAUGACCCCAAAGUCUCACAAAGAUCAGACUAUAUCCGAGCAAAAGUCCUCUUUGAUACCUCUAAACCUGCUAGAGAUGAGAAAGUUCUUAACAUCAAGGAUGCAGAUCCGGUUAUCAUCUCUUAUGAGUAUGAAAAAAUCAGAAAGAAGUGUUUCCACUGUUUCCAACUCACUCACGAGAAACCGCAAUGCCCUAUGCUCAAGAAAAACUACAAGAAACCGAUCCCAGCCAUCACAGACGUCUGUAACAGAGGGAAGAGUUCGAGACAAGGAGAAAAGCUUCCUCUCAUCUUGAAUGCUACAGAUGGACCCCCUGGAUUCCCCAUGAUGUUCCUGGAGCUCUCUACAAAAGAUCGGCAAAUGGCUCUCCUAUACAUAUCUCAUCCUAACGACGUUGAGAGAUCAGCUCGUAUCAGAAGAGUCGAAAUGGAAAUCGAGGAUAACAAGCUGAAGGAAGCUAAUGCCAUCCCAACCCUCACCCAUGAUCUCAACAAGGACUUAGGCCUCAUCUUUGGUUAUAAGGAAGGCAGUGACCACAUACAUAGUAUAAGCCUUGGAGGUGCUCAUCAAACUCUUUCGACUAGGCAUGCCUCAAGUGAAUCAUCAGACCAAAGCUAUGCUUUCUCUUUGGCUGAUGGUUGUCCUACGGGUUUCACAGUGGGUACAUCUAUUGUCCCUGUGUCCAGGACCUCUGGUCAGCUAAAGAAGCCUCGUAACAGACCUCCUCAUGGAAAAGAAGAGGCCGCGUUACUCAGAAGCUGCAUCCAAGCAAGGCUGCAGGAACGUUUGCUGACAACGAGGUACAUGGAACUUGCAAGGGUAAAGCAGAGUUAG